AAAAAGCGAUCGUUUUUCCCUUAAGAAAUGGCGCUGUAUAUAUAGGAAUGUAGCCAAAAUUUUGUUAAUUCAGGAAGCAAAAGUUGCAGUUUUAGGGUCGUUAGUUGCAUGAAGAGCUGAUCAGGCUUAGCGGAGUGGACUACUUGAACUUGGGUGAAGCUCAAGUCAAUUUAAAGCUUGAUUUGAGAUCUUGCAUGCAGGGAAAACAAACAAAAAUGCUUUCAAGACACUCAUUGCUGCAGAGUACAGUGGUGUCCAAGUUGAACUUGCCCAGAAUUUUGAGAUGGGUGUGUCAAAUAAAACCCCAGAGUUUAUUAAGAUGAACCCUAUUGGGAAGGUUCCUGUGCUGGAAACUCCUGAUGGGCCCAUCUUUGAGAGCAAUGCCAUAGCACGAUAUGUUGCUCGCUUGAAGUCUGACAAUCCUCUUUGUGGCUCUUCGUUAACAGAAUGUGCCCAUGUUGAGCAGUGGAUUGACUUUGCAUCACUGGAGGUUGACGCUAAUAUUUUGAACUGGUUUAGACUAAGAAUGGGACACACUGUUUACCUUCCCCCAGCUGAGGAAGCUGCUAUUUCUGCAUUGAAGAGAGGUCUUGGUGCUUUGAAUACAUAUUUGGCUUCAAACACUUACCUGGUUGGGCAUGCUGUGACCCUGGCUGAUAUUAUCAUGACAUGCAAUUUGUAUUUGGGAUUCACUCGGCUCAUGAGUACGAGCUUUACCUCUGAGUUCCCUCAUGUUGAGAGAUACUUCUGGACCAUGGUUAAUCAAGCAAAUUUCAGCAAGAUAUUGGGUGAGGUUAAACAGACGGAAAAAGUUCCACCUGUUCAGUCUACAAAGAAGCCUUCCCCACCAAAAGAAGCUGCAAAACCAAAGCCUAAGGAUGAGCCAAAGAAAGAAGCGAAGAAGGAACCAGCAAAGCCCAAAGAAGAAGCUGGUGAGGAAGAGGAGGAGGCACCAAAACCCAAACCAAAGAAUUCUCUUGAUCUACUGCCCCCAAGUAAGAUGAUACUGGAUGAGUGGAAGAGGCUCUACUCAAAUACCAAGACCAAUUUCCGUGAAGUUGCAAUCAAAGGUUUCUGGGACAUGUAUGAUCCGGAGGGAUACUCUCUUUGGUUCUGUGAUUACAAGUACAAUGAUGAGAAUACUGUCUCAUUUGUCACCAUGAACAAGGUUGGUGGAUUCCUUCAACGGAUGGAUCUGGCACGCAAGUAUGCCUUUGGGAAGAUGUUGGUGAUCGGCGCAGAAGCCCCAUUCAAGGUGAAGGGUCUGUGGCUUUUCCGUGGCCAGGAAAUUCCUCAAUUUGUAAUUGACGAGUGCUAUGACAUGGAGCUUUAUGAUUGGAGGAAGGUUGACUUAACAGAUGAAGCCCAGAAAGAGAGGGUCAAUCAGAUGAUAGAGGAUCAGGAGCCCUUUGAGGGAGAGCCUCUUUUGGAUGCCAAAUGCUUCAAGUGAUUUAGUUUUAUAUCAGCGUAGUUUUUGUAAUAUUGUGCGUCCAUCUUUGGAUAGAGUUUAUUUUUGUUCUAUUUUGUGGAUUAAAAAACAUAAAUAGUGUAAUCUAUAUUUUUGUCAUCUUAUUAUUUAUUUUUCUUUUUUCUUUU
This is a messenger RNA of Camellia sinensis, 1596 nucleotides long. NCBI's taxonomy places the organism in Eukaryota, Viridiplantae, Streptophyta, Magnoliopsida, Ericales, Theaceae. The record is from RefSeq and is a predicted model, not a curated record.